AUGAAGAUCUCCGCCUUCAUCGCCUCCGCCAUCCUUGCCGCCUUGCCAGUUCCUGCCCCCGUCGCUCCACCCGCUGCUGAGGGAACGAGAUGGCCCGUUUGGGGGCGUGAUGCUGAAGCCGCUCCCGUCGCUCCACCCGCUGCUGAAGGAACGAGAAAGCCCGUUUGGGGGCGUGAUGCUGAAGCCGCUCCCGUCGCUCCACCCGCUGCUGAAGGAACGAGAAAGCCCGUUUGGGGACGCAACGCUGAAGCCGCACCCGCUCCUAACCCACAGAAGCAUAAGCCCGUCUGGGGACGCGCUCCUGAAGCUGGGAAGUGGGUGUAUCCCGGAACGAAGCCCGUUUGGGGACGCGACGCUGAAGCUGCUCCCGCUCCUGACGCAGGGAGAAGGCCAGUUUGGGGGCGCAACGCUGAAGCUGCGCCCGCUCCUAACCCACAGGGUGGGCCCCUUUGGGACACCAAAGUUGGCGCGACCGAAGACGAUGAGGAGUAA
Alternaria arbusti is the source of this 492-nucleotide messenger RNA. RefSeq lists its product as uncharacterized. The coding region runs from base 1 to 492 and encodes 163 amino acids. The transcript is spliced from 2 exons. The record is from RefSeq and is a predicted model, not a curated record. Lineage: Eukaryota; Fungi; Ascomycota; Dothideomycetes; Pleosporales; Pleosporaceae.